This is a messenger RNA of Cantharellus anzutake, 563 nucleotides long. RefSeq lists its product as uncharacterized. The record is from RefSeq and is a predicted model, not a curated record. NCBI's taxonomy places the organism in Eukaryota, Fungi, Basidiomycota, Agaricomycetes, Cantharellales, Hydnaceae. The transcript has a single exon. Bases 15 to 458 code for a protein of 147 amino acids.
GAUUCGAUGCCGAAAUGACACUCUCAGUGCUCAUAGCGUUCUUCGACCCCACCAGACUCAUAGUGCUCUGCGUCCGAUUAUGCGGCACGCCUCCACCUCCAGCACCGACGCUCCCAGCCCCUCUCAAACUUUCGAUCGACGACGUGACCCCACCGCCACCACCACCACCACCACCAUUGAUGCUGCUACUGCUAGCAAAGAACUUUUUCAUCCGACUCCUAUCCGUAGACCCCUUGCGUGCAUUCCCCAAACUAGCACGUUCAUCCAAACUCCCAUCCCUCUCUUUCUCCCUCUCACGACUCCUCAAAAGAGAAGACCGAACACCACUACCACUACCACCACCACCACCAAUACUGGAACCACCAACGAUCGCCUUUUGCGAACCCGAUUCGGCCGAAGACCUCGAUACCAUCGUUGACCCUCCCACAUCACUAAUGACACCACCACCACCCAACUGAGGAUUUUUGAACGACGAAGGAGACAAUUGCAUUGAAGGAGACACAGAAGCAGAAGACGAAUGAGAAUGUUUGUUGCCACUCGAUCGUUGAAUACGUGCUUGAAUG